This is a messenger RNA of Alternaria atra, 1836 nucleotides long. RefSeq lists its product as uncharacterized. The transcript has a single exon. The coding region runs from base 1 to 1836 and encodes 611 amino acids. The record is from RefSeq and is a predicted model, not a curated record. Lineage: Eukaryota; Fungi; Ascomycota; Dothideomycetes; Pleosporales; Pleosporaceae.
AUGCCUCGCACCGUUCGCAUAGCCGCUGCGCAAGUUGGCGCAAUCCACCGCACUGAUGCGCGUCAGUACAUACUGGAUCGACUUGUCAUUCUUCUCGAACGCGCUGUUGAGCAAGGCGCACAAGUUGUGUUAUUCCCAGAAUGCACUUUCACGACGUUCUUUCCCCGUUACUUCUUGACCGAUGAAACAGAGCUCGAGUCGUUCUUUGAACAUGGCGAUAUCAGUACCGCGGAGAAUACGAAGCGGAUAUUCGACAGAGCCAAAGAGUUGAAAACCGACAUCUGUAUCGGAUUCGCAGAAGCCACAGACCAAGGCGAUCACUACAACGCUUGUGUCUAUUACCACGCCAAGUCCGGAUCGAUCCUGUCGAAGUAUCGGAAGAUACACCUACCCGGAGAUGUCGAGCCCUUCCCUGAAGCUGAUGCAGUCAAUCAGCUCGAGAAGCGAUACUUCAAGCCCGGUAAUCUAGGCUUCAACGCCUUCCGAAUACCCGAUCUAAUUGAGCCCACAUCUGAACAUGGUGAACCCAUCUUUGGCAUGAUGAUCUGCAACGAUCGAAGGUGGGCGGAAGCUUGGAGAUGUUUGGGUCUCCAAGGCGUCGAAAUCGUUCUUGUUGGUUUCAACACACCGGGAUUCGCUCCACAGAUGUGGGGUGCAUCACCCGAUGUGAGUCCACAGGAAGCGCGUGCUGAGGCUAUUUUCCAUCAUAAGCUCGUCAUGCAGGCACAUUCGUAUACGAACGCGUGCUUUUCUGUUAGCGCAGCGAGAUGCGGAUUGGAUGAUGGAAAGUACGAUCUGGUGGGAGGUUCGACCAUUGUUGGGCCGGACGGGAAGAUCAUAGCCGAGAGCAAAACAGAAGAAGACGAAGUUAUCGUGGCGGAUUGCGAUCUUGAUCAAUGUUUGCCAGGAAAGACACGAACGUUUGACUUUGCAAGACAUCGGCGAACGGAACAUUACGGUGUCCUGACUGCUCAAACGGGGGUCAUCGAACCUCCGAGGCUCUCAACGCUGAGGCCCACUCGCAAUAGCGAAGGAAGUAUGCCGGGCGACUCUCAAAGUCAGAACCUGCAAUCAGUGACUGGCUCUGCUGGCGCCAAGCACAUCCGUAUCCUCCUCUGUAACCCCAACGCCACAUCAUCAAUGACGAACGCUUGCCUCGAGAUGCUCAAACCAACACUCCCACCCGAUAUCACCGUCUACGGCUUUACAGCCCCCAAACCAGCGCCAUCAGCCAUAGAAGGAAACUUCGAUAACAUCAUGUCUGCAGCAGCCGCAGCCCGAGCCAUCAUCCCGAUCGCGCACCAAUACGACGCUUUCCUUGUGGCCUGUUAUAGUGAUCACGCGCUUAUCAAAGCGCUCAGAGAAGAGCUGUCGAAGCCGGUUGUUGGCAUCAUGGAGGCGUCGCUAUUUGCCGCACGAACACUGGGUGGACGGUUUGGCAUUAUUGCAACGUCACGACGGUCGCAGUAUACACUGGAAGAUUCCGUGAAGAACUAUGGCCUAGAUUCUUUUUGUGUCGGUGCGCGAAGUUGUGAUCUUGGGGUCUUGGAACUGGAGUCGAAGCCUGAGGAAGAAGUACUUGACAUCAUGUGCGAUGUGGGCAAGAAGCUGGUUGGUGACGGUGCGGAUGUGUUGACGCUUGGAUGUGCUGGCAUGACGAAUAUGAAAGCUGCUGUUGAGGAAGCGGUUGGCGAGGAUGUUCAAGUGAUUGAUGGUGUGCUGGCUGGUGUUCAACAUUUGGCUGGUCUUUGUAGGCUUGGUGUGAGAACGGCUAAGAGAGGGAUGUAUACAAGUGCCGCGGAUGGUAGGAAGUGGAGGGGCCAGAAUUGGUACUGA